Messenger RNA from Raphanus sativus (radish), 611 nucleotides. RefSeq lists its product as uncharacterized. The record is from RefSeq and is a predicted model, not a curated record. NCBI's taxonomy places the organism in Eukaryota, Viridiplantae, Streptophyta, Magnoliopsida, Brassicales, Brassicaceae.
CAGAAACUUCUAAAGAAGCAGAAGAGAAGAGGAAAGCUGCAGAUGGGAGUGGUGGGAAGGCGAAAUCUGGUCCUGAGCCCAUAGUCAUAUCUAUUGUCUUAAAGAUGGCUGAGUUUGAUCAUAAGGCUUUGCUAGAGGAGUGGAUCUCUUCGCGUACAUCUGGAGAUAAAUAUACAUCUAAGGAGAAAGAGAGACUAAUCACAAACCUGAAGACAAUUGAAGACUACCUUUGCUCCUUCAAUUCACAGGGAGUGACAGUUGUUAAUAUAUCAGCCACCACUUUCCCACAGACACUGGAUUGGCUUCACAACUAUCUUCUUCAGCGUAUUGAGGAAGGGAUUCGAUCGUCAGAGAAUGAGACGCCUGCAAAAGAAGUGGUGAAGAAGGCUUUAAGUCAAGGAUGAAAGCUUCUUGUCGUCCACUUGUAUGAAUCUGAAACAGGAAAAGAGUUUAGAACUCUCUAUUGAAUGUAUGAACACGUCCUCGCUUCAGAAAAAAAGACUGGUCUUAAAUCUCAAUUGCUACCUACUUCCGUGGCAGUGAUGACCUGAUCCAAGGAAAAACAAAACUUUUGUUUUAUGUUCACAUGAAUGAAUGAUUUAGAUGUGCUU